ACAAAAAACUAAGCCCUAUCAAAAACCCUAGCUUCACUCAUUGGUGGCUGAAUAUAUAAGGCUUAUCUGAAGCUACCUCCUUUUUUCUCCAUUGUAGAAGAGAGCUUUGUGAGGGAGAGAGACCGAGAGAGGAAACAAAAAUGGUGUCACUGAAACUUCAGAAGCGGCUCGCCGCCAGUGUCCUCAAGUGUGGGAGAGGAAAAGUAUGGCUUGACCCUAACGAAGGCAAUGAAAUCUCCAUGGCUAACUCAAGGCAAAACAUCAGAAAGUUGGUGAAGGAUGGUUUCAUCAUCAGGAAACCAACCAAAAUUCACUCACGAUCUCGUGCACGCAGGAUGAAGGAAGCCAAAAGGAAGGGCCGUCACUCUGGAUAUGGUAAGCGUAAGGGUACCAGGGAGGCUAGGUUGCCCACAAAGGUGCUGUGGAUGAGGAGACUUAGAGUCCUCAGGCGUUUGCUUCGCAAGUACAGGGAGUCCAAGAAGAUUGACAAGCACAUGUACCAUGACAUGUACAUGAAGGUGAAGGGUAAUGUUUUCAAGAACAAGCGUGUGCUCAUGGAGAACAUUCACAAAACCAAGGCUGAGAAGGCUAGAGAGAAGACCUUGUCUGACCAAUUUGAGGCCAGGAGGGCAAAGAACAAGGCAAGCAGGGAAAGAAAGUUCGCUAGGAGGGAGGAACGUUUGGCUCAGGGACCAGGAGAGAAGCCAGUACAACCUGCAGCCCCUGCCCCAGCAGCAGCACCAGCAGCAGCACCCCCAGUCAAGACUGCCCAGGGAGGAUCUAAGAAGUCAAAGAAGUGAGGAUGUCGAACUUUAAGGAGGGUUGGCUCUAUAUCUGUUUUUUGUUAUUAUGCCAGUUUAGUAUCUUUUAUAUGUUCCCUAUUUGGUUCAUGUACUUUAAGAAUCAAUGUUUCACCUACAUGAAGUUGAAUAGAUGUUUGGAAGUUUUGAUACCUUA
This is a messenger RNA of Solanum stenotomum, 957 nucleotides long. RefSeq names its product 60S ribosomal protein L19-3-like. Gene Ontology annotation, molecular function: structural constituent of ribosome; RNA binding. Bases 141 to 800 code for a protein of 219 amino acids. NCBI's taxonomy places the organism in Eukaryota, Viridiplantae, Streptophyta, Magnoliopsida, Solanales, Solanaceae. The transcript has 5 exons. The record is from RefSeq and is a predicted model, not a curated record. Gene Ontology annotation, cellular component: cytosolic large ribosomal subunit; ribosome. Gene Ontology annotation, biological process: translation.